AUGCCUUAUGCAGUAAGGUGCAUUCUUGAUGAUGGGAGAAAGGUGGAAGAUUAUGUUGACAGAUGGUACUCAAAGGAGAUGUACCUGAGAGCAUAUGCAAAUAGUAUCCGGGGGUUGAAUUGUCCUAAAUUUUGGAAGUGGAUAUCAGACCCACCCCUAUUGCCUCUAGAGUUUAGACCCAUGCCAGGAAGAGUGAAAAGCAGCAGGAACAAGCGACAUGAUGAACCCCAUCGGGUAUACAUGAACCAAAAAGGUUGGUAUAAGGCCAGUGGGAAGGUGGGCCCAGGACACAGUAAGUGCGGUAAUUGUCAGGGUAUGGGGCAUAGUAGGAAAAGCAGCCCAGAUUUGAAACAGAAUGAUGGCAAGGAGAGUAAGAGGCCCUUAGGUGGGCAGAAGCGAGCAGCACCCAAACAGCGGGGCAAACCGCGCAAACGGGUUGUAGUUGAACCUUUGGCUAAUGAUACGGGUAAACAAAAGGGAAGAGGUAGGAAAGCACUCCCGAACAAUCAAUAUCAAUACUGCAAACGCAGGGGGCACAAACCAAAGUCUUGUCCAGCACUAAAAAUGAGAUUGGAAAAGAAGAAGGAAGCAGCCAAGCAAGAAAAGGUUCCUGAUGGAGAUAAAAAUGAUCCCGUGGUCCUGGUGUCUAGAAGUAAGGAGAAAGGAAAAAAGCAGGUUCUUGAUGGAGAUGAAAAUGAUCCUGUGGUCCUGGUGUCCAGAAGUAAGGAGAAAGGAAAAAAUCAGGUUCUUGAUGGAGAUGAAAAUUAUCCCGUGGUCCUGGUGUCCAAAAGUAAGGAGAAAGGAAAAUUUCAUCUUCGUGAUGAAGAUGAAAAUGAUCCUGGUAUCCCGGUGUCCAUAACUAAGCGGAAAGAAAUACAGAUUCUUGUUGAAGAUGAUGUUGAAGAUUUUCCUGUUAUCCGGGUGCCCAGAACUAGGCGGAAAGGAAAAUUUCAGAUUCUUGAUGAAUAUGUAGGUGAAGAUGUUCCAGUGACCACUACGGUGGAUGGAGAAGCAGAAAAUGUUGUUCCAGAUGCAGAAGCUUUGCCAUGUGAAUAUUGUCAAAUGACCAGUCAUCGGAGAGUUAAAUGCCCUGAAGAACAGUUGACACGUUGGAUAGCAAAUGAAACUUCUGACGAAGAGCAUGAUAAUGCAGCAGACAGUGCUCUUGAACCACGUGCAGACUGCUCAGGGAAUUUAGACAUGGAUGAAAGGAAAGAUCAGAAUGAGGAAUCAUUGAAGGUCAUUACUGCACCUGAUGAACUAGCAGUAGAGACACUCAACUUAGUUCGUGAUGAUUUCGAACAAACUUACAGUUUUUGGGAUCAGUGUUCGGGAUCUGGAUGGAAUUGUGACACUGUCAUGGGGAGUUUUAACAUGGAGAGUGGGAGGAGUAAGGCAACAAAAAAUAAUCGUCAACCUGAGGACGUAGGGAACUCCGUCAUUGCACCGGUGGUAGAGUCACAGCCCCAUGAAGACCCCAACAAAGCAUCACCCGCAAUGGAAAUGCUGUCAAAACUGUCCCCUACUCGAAAGAAAAUGGGCCGAUGUAGCAAGGUCAGUGAAGAGAAUCUAGGUCCUACUACACCCAGUCUGAGGAGAUUUAGCAGCAGACUUAGGGGGAGGUUGUUGUGGACACAAUCUCCCGUGGGGGGUGCAGGAAGCUCAGCAACUUCUCCAAUUGAUAUUGGUCUACAGGAGGAAGAUCAGGCACGAAAUGACCAGUCUCAUGCUUUUGAUUUUGUUGUUCUGGAUGUGACGGUGAUAGAGAAGCAGAUGACAUCAGGCCAGGGGGAGAGAAUUCGGGACAAAACUUGGAGUACAACCCUGACAAUAGCUUUAAACUGGGUGUUGGUCGGUCACGCAAGGCUUAGAUAUCAAAUGGUCAACCUUCUGGGACGCAUCUCCAACUAUCCUUUCCCAAAUCUGACUAGAAACCCCAAUUCUAAUAAGCAUGCAAAUGGGGCGGGUCAUUCGGGGAAAAAUUCUACGCAAAAGCCAGCGAAUCAUCUUGCAUUGGCGAGAUAUUUACAAGAUGAUCUCGUACCCGUCCCUCAUGCAGAUGAUCGCGCUGAAAUACCAGUGCUGGCAGUUCCUCAUGCAGAAGUAGCGGUGGAUCCCCUUCAAUCUCACAAUCCACAGGACCGCUUUGUUUACCCUCCAAUGGCUGUUGUUGUUAACCUGCCUAGAAAACUCGAUUGUGGGAAGUUUGUUGGACUGAGUGGCAGGGUUCUGCGUGAAAAGUAUUUGUUUGAAGGUUUUAAUCCGACAAAAGUGGAGCCACUGUGGAAUGAUGAAACUGGCCACUCGAGAAUAGGUAUUGCUCAUUUUAGAAGUGGUUUUGAUGGAUUAACGGAUGCUCAUGCAUUUCAUUAG
Molecule: messenger RNA, 2373 nt
Organism: Oldenlandia corymbosa var. corymbosa
Lineage: Eukaryota; Viridiplantae; Streptophyta; Magnoliopsida; Gentianales; Rubiaceae
Source: the annotation of a GenBank genome assembly